AUGGUAACAUCACCGAUAUUGAAACAUACUAUAUCUUUUGAUUAUCCUCAAACUAUAAAUGAUCGAGAUAUUGCAAUGAAAAAAUCGUCAUCAUCAUCUUCGAUUAUAGAAGAUGAAAAUAAAAUUCUUGAUGAAACAGUUUCUGAAAACAGCAAAAUAGUUAUUCAAGAAUUAUUUCAAUCUAAUAAAGAUCUUAAAAAAGAAAUUCAUGAUAUUCAUCGACAAUUAAAACAUACUAUUGAAAUAAAUGAACAAUGUGUUGAUCGAACGUAUAAUAUGAGAAAUAAUACGAAAAGAAAUAAAAUGAAGAAUAAUCAUAAGUGUUCAAUUUAUUCUGAUGAAUUAAAGAAAUUAGAAAAAUAUAAAAUGAAAGCAUUAAUGUAUAAACAACAAUUUGAAACAUGUCAAAAUAUUAUUAUUAAUCUUCGAAAAACAAUUCAAACAAUGGAAAAACGACAUGAAAAAUUGAAUAUUAUAGAACAAAAACAAAUUGAUACUAAAAAAUAUCAAAGUCUUUCUACCGAUCAUAGAUUUAUUCAUGAAUUAUUUCAUUUAUGUUUUCAACAUUUGACAAAUUCUUCGAAAUCAAGAACAACAACUCCUUCUCAUCAGGAUAUGAGAACAUAUAUACAACAAACAUUUAAUUAUUUAAUAAAAAAAUCAUCUAAAGUAUAUCAAUUUUGGAUUGGUGAACGAUGA
Molecule: messenger RNA, 699 nt
Organism: Rotaria sordida
Lineage: Eukaryota; Metazoa; Rotifera; Eurotatoria; Philodinida; Philodinidae
Source: the annotation of a GenBank genome assembly